Molecule: messenger RNA, 642 nt
Organism: Dictyostelium discoideum AX4
Lineage: Eukaryota; Evosea; Eumycetozoa; Dictyosteliales; Dictyosteliaceae
Gene: grpE
Product: molecular chaperone
Exons: 2
Coding region: 1-642 (213 amino acids)
Biological process (GO): protein folding
Cellular component (GO): mitochondrial matrix
Molecular function (GO): adenyl-nucleotide exchange factor activity; protein-folding chaperone binding; protein homodimerization activity
Source: RefSeq, a predicted model, not a curated record
AUGAACUCUUUAAUUAGACGUGGUCUUGUUUCAAUCCGUACCUCAACUGUUAUUAAACCAUCAAGUUUUGGAUUAAUGAGAAAUAAUAGAUUUUAUUCAACUGAAAAUAAUCAAGAAGCAGCAAAACCAGAAGAGACUGAAAAUAAACCAGCACCAGGAUCAUUGGAGGAAACCAUUGAAAAAUUAAAAGAAGAAUUAGAAGAAACUAAAAAACAAUUAUUAUAUACCGCAGCUGAUAGAGAGAAUGUUCGUAGAUUUGCAAAGGAAGAUAAUGAAAAAGCAAAGAAAUUUGGUAUUCAAUCAUUUACAAAGGAAUUAUUAGAAGUCGUCGAUCAAUUAGAAAUGGCAACCAAUUUAUUCCCAAAGGAGAAAUUAGAUGAAAACAAAGAAUUAAAAGAUUUACAUGAAGGUGUUAAAAUGACAGAACAAUUGUUUUUAAAGAUUAUGGGUAAUCAAGGUUUACAACGUUUCAAUCCAAUCGGUGAAAAAUUCGAUUUCAACAAUCAUCAUGCAAUCUUUGAACUCAAUGAUCCAACUAAAGAAAAUAAUACUGUUGGUCACGUAGUUAAACAAGGUUAUAAAUUACAUGAUCGUUUAGUGAGACCAGCUAUGGUUGGUGUUAAUAAAAUUAAACCACAAUAA